CUCAGUCUGUUGACAAUCGUGUACCAUACGACACAUAUUAAUCGUUUACUCCGCUUUCAAAUAUUUUUACCAAUACACUCAGUCUGUUUACAAAUCGUUUACUCCGUUUUAAAAUAUUAAUCGUUUACUCCGUUUUAAAAUAUUAAUCGUUUACUCCGUUUUAAAAUAUUUCUACCAACAAAUAUGGCUGGCUCAAUCGCUGACAAUGCAAAAGUGUACUCCAAGGUUUUCAAAUAUGUACCACCGACGCCACCUGCACAUCUUAUGAACUCAACCAACUUUACUUUACAUUUCAACAACCGCAAGUUCAUCCAUAUCGGAAUCGAUCCAACAGAUAAGUUUAAUGUACGUGUUCAUAUAAUAACUUCUUCAAGGUAUGUGAAUAUCUCUCCAGAUUUGUUAAGACGCGUAUUCUCGAUGAUGGGACAUAUCCUUUCGUUUAUAUUAGACCAGACAGUAAAAUAUAAACGAACCCUAUUUCUCGAGUCAGAUAUUCUAAAAUUAUCGAGUAUGGUGUAUUCCGGAGAAAAUGUAUUAGUAAUAGAAACAAAAAAUCAAGAAGGUUGUCGAAUACUUUUGAAUCGCGCUGAUCUGUUGCAAAUGCAAGAACUAGAAUGGUGUAUUUUUGAUAGUAUCAAUCAAAAAUGUACAAUUACUCGACCGAAAAUUCUAAAUCAUAUCGAUGAAUUUGGUGCGUAUAUAAAAGAAAUUACUGCUACAGCACCACCGGAAAAUGUUGAAGAGAUGAUAAAUGUCAUAAAAAAUGUGAAAGUCUAUCAAAACAUACCAAUGAAGCGUAUCUAUGCCAAUCAAGUCAAAAUGUUCGCCGCCGUACAAUUAGCAGAAAUUUGUGAAACUCGGAGGAAUGCAAAAGACAUGGAUGAGUUAAAUGAAAAUCUGUCAAUGAUGUCUCCAAUUUCGCCGUUAUCACCAAGAUUUUCACCAAUAAACAUGGAGCCUUAUACUCAAACAAACAUGGAGCCUUAUACCCAAACAUUUGAUAUGAUUAAUCACGCUGAUGAUAAGUCGGAUAAUGCUAAUAAUGGGUUCGAUCAAAAUGACGGGCCAGAUUUUUUCGACACAACACCAACAUCAUCAUCGACAUACACUCAUUAUCCCGCAACAGUGCGUAAAACAAAGCGUCGACUUUUUUAAUAAUUGUAUGAAAUAAUUUAUGUGAAAAUAAAAAAAAAACAUGAUAUAUUAAAAAAAAAAUUAUUUUUAUUUAUUAAAUUAAUAUUAAGGUUUACAAUAAAUAUUUACAAGAUUAUUUAAUAUUGAAAAAAAAAUAUUUACAAGGUUCUCACUUCUCCAUUAAAUGGAUUAUAAGUUAUAAUUUGAUCGUGUAAUAUUAAACAAUAAGCUGAAGUGGAAGCGGGAAAAGCUACAUCGGUUUCAAUUUCAAUCCUGAGAUCGACAGUUGGUGUUUUUAUGUUAUCGUUCUGUCUGCUCAUGUCAACAAUUAUAAUCGGUGAAAGAUUUUUAAAAUCGCAUCUGGACAAUAGAGGUGUAACAUUGUCAUUUCCAUAGUAAGAUUUUUGAAACUCGGUGUAUGCGUGGUAUAAUGUACCAAUUUUAUUCUUUGUAAAGUCGCAUUGGAAAUCUUCAUAGGGGAAUACUUCAGCAUUUAAAUAAACCUUCAAGUUUUUAAUUUUACAAUGGUCGAAAAAUGACAUUGCUUUACUUGGACUAUUUUUCCUUUCAGUUUGAAAUCCUAUGAUAACAUAUCGUGGUUUUUCCAAUUUGUUGGAUGUUUUAACUUUCCAUGAAUGCGAUGUGUUUUGAGGUAAAAACGGAUAUUCGCACAACUCCCACGAUCUAAACGCACAUGUUAGUGGCUUUUGAUUGUUUACUACUUUCAACAAUCUAAUUUUUUCUUUGUCACUAACUUUUACUAUAGGCAUACGCCAUAAUAUUUUCGUUAUAUUUAUUUUAACGUCUUUUAGUUUAGGCGCAUCUGUGACAACUUUAUUAUUUGAGUACUGCUUAAUGGCAUUUAUAUCUAUCGAAGCUCUAUUUAAUAUAAGUUGUUGGUUGCAGUUUAUUAAAAUACGUUUAUAAUCUUCACAAAAACCGAACAAAUCUUUUAGAUUAAUACAACCGUUAAACAUAUUACUGUCAAUAAAAUCUUUAUUAACAUUUUCAAAGUCAUUAUCCCAAGCGGCGUUAUGGUGCGAUGUAAUAUUCGAUUUAUUAUAAGAACAAUAUCCUUUUAAUGUAGUCGUUAUACCUGGAUUAGCGAGUUUUUGAAUUUGAAUUCCGUUUAUCUCAUAUUUCAUUUCGGAGAAAAGAAACGCCAGCCCGUUGCUUAUAAAUCGAAUGUCAUCAGUUAUUUCUGCAGGCUUGGUUAUUGUUCCCUCGAUGUAAAUAUAACUCUCGCAUGGUAGAGUAUAGCAUUCUGUGUUAUGUAAAGCAAUACGUACUUCAUCGUUAUUAGAGAGAGCGGAUGUGGAAUAAGGUAAAAACGAGUGAUAAUCAAUUUGCGUUAUUCUACAUUCGUCAACGUAUCCAGCUGUCACAUCUAAAUAUGUAUUGUCCAUAUUAAAUAGCGUUUAACGAACGUAGAAACGCUAAAUUUUCAGCUGUUAGACUUUUUCCAACUUGUCUUCGUUUGGAAUUUUUCUUUUUCUUUUUCUUUAGAGUUGUUGUCUUGUUAGUGUUACUUACACGACUAACGGGUUUUACAUAUGCAGGCCUAUAUAUAUUAUAAAAUUGCAAAGCCAUUUUAUCACAAGUCCUGAAUUAAUAGUCGUAUUGAUAUCGGUUCACCUCGUAGAUCGAUCAACUCUCCGUUCUGGUUUUUUAAAAUUAUACUUGUAUGUGUUAUAGAUGUAGAAUUGAUAGGGUAAAAUACCAAAUGUGAUGGUAUCUCUAUUAUUUUAUAACCUGGAGGCACAUUCGGAUAAAACUCGUGUAUUGUAUGGCACUGCUUUCCGUUGUUGAAUGAGCCUAUAACUAGGUUUGAUUCGAUAUAUAUACAGUUUGUUUUUGUAAUAUUAACCACCGUAUCUGAUUCAUGAUUUACAUUAGCUGGAUAUUUACAAUUUUUGAAACCCAACAACUGACCUAAGUUAUUAGGCAUGGUAAAAUCUACAGUUUCAUUACAAAACAUUGUACAUUUUAGUGUAUUAUUAUCAGCUUUCAAAUCGAAUAAUAUAUCUGUGCCAUGUAAUGCAUAUUUUAUUGCCCUUUCAAUUUCUGUCAACUCAUAAGAGCCUGUAGGUAUUGUAUAGCUAACGCUUACAUCAUUAUAAACAAAACCUAUUUUAUUACACUUUUCGUUUAUAUUAGGAAUAGAAUUAUUUGUUUGAAAACCCAACAAACAGAUCUUAGCAUUUUUACUGACUUCUAUCGGUGGGAAAAAGUCACAAGACAAUUCACUCGAGUUACCGGUUAAGGUUAUGGUGUACAUGACAAAAAUUGUAGACACAAAUGUCCACAAUUUGUCGUAUUGUAUUUUUGAUGUCUGUCGUAAUUAUAUUCGAUAUUACACCCGUUGAAAUAUUUUUGUAUUUCUAGCGGUGGUGGUAAAUUUCCAAAACUAUCAUAAUAUUUAACUUGUUUCCCGAUUUUUUUAUACGCUACCCAAUGCGUUCCUGUACCGAUUUCGAGGUCCAAAUUAAUUACCGCCGACUCUUUGUGUUUAACUCUUAGAGGUAACUUGUCUCUUGAAAACACUCCUAUGAAAUGAGGUAUUUUCAACAUGCCAGCGUAUUUUAUAAUCUCAUAAUCGUACAACGCUCUAUCGGGUAACGUAGAAAUUAGUUUUUUUUAGUUUUCUUCACUGUUCCGCCUUUGUAAGGCGACAAGUAUAAACCUUUACCUUUGACAAUCUUAUAAGAUCGCCCCUUGUGUGGUGAAAGAUAUAAACCUUUUCCUAGAUGAAUAGGCGUGUUUUUACCAGAAUUUAAUUCAUUUACAACUUUUACUAUAUUACCGACGCCGCCGGUAAGAGCACCUAAUGCCGAUAAACCAGCAAAAAUAGGUAUUAAAGGUAAAACACCGCCCUUUUUCGGUAUAGGUAUAAUUCUCGGAGUUUUAGUUUUCUUAUUUUUCGUUUUUUUAGCAGCUGACAAACAUGUUUUUAUUAACUUAGUUAUAUUCUUUUCAUUCAUUUUAUUUUUGAUCGAUUUUUUAGCUGCCAAAACCAUCUGUUUAAAACCACAACCAGCACCCAUCUUGCGUUUAGCCUUCAUAGCUGUAGUAACCAACCAGGAUGCGGCUUUUUCCUUAAUACCGGUGUUUUUAGACUUAAACACUUCCCAAGCUUGAUUUUCUAAUAUUUCGUCGGCCCUGUGUCUAUCGGCUAGUGAAUUACUUUUUUCAUAAGCUAUAUCAUGAGUUCUGGCCAAUUCGUCUAGAUUGUUUAUACCUCGUUCACCGCGUGCCAAUCUUUCUUUUAAUUUUGUACCAGGACCAGCAAAUCUAAAAUAUGUAUACAACAAUUAGUAUAAUUUAAUUAUGUAAUGUAGUAACUUACCUAUAACCGGGCAAAUGUAAUUCCACUGGUAAAUGAUUUAUGGCAGAGUUAAUAAGACCGGAACCCUUAUUGUUGUUUCGCUUACGAACGGGAGACAUCGUGUGACGCUUUCAAUUACAUGACAUUGAUAUUUAUAGUGAAAAAUGCGUUUUAUCGAACAAGAGAAAAAAAUUCAAAUUUAUAACAUUGAUACUCCGGACGUAAUACAGUUUAGGCAUGGUGAGCUAUUUCCAAACACCAUACGUUCACUGGUGUUGGGUAGCUCCGGAUGCGGCAAAACAAAUUUGAUAUAUUUUCUACUCGUUGAUAAGAAUGGCUUACGAUUUGAAAACGUUUACAUAUACUCUAAAACGUUAGAACAACCAAAAUAUAAAUUAUUAAAAAGUAUAAUUGACGAUAUUGAUGGUGUUAACAUUUUUACAUUUUUCGAGAACGAUAAAGUCAUUUCACCAGAAAAAGUUUUACCAAACUCGAUAUUUAUUAUGGACGAUGUUAUCGGAGAACAUCAGAAUGUGAUAAGGGAAUUUUUUUCCCGCGGACGUCACAAUAAAAUAGAUAUAUUUUACCUAGCUCAGAGUUAUUCAAAAGUGCCUAAACAGUUGAUCCGAGACAAAGCUAAUUUAAUAGUAUUAUUCAAACAAGAUGAGACCAAUUUAAGACAUGUGUAUAAUGAACACUGUUCAGGUGAUAUGACAUAUAUACAAUUUAAGCAGUUUUGCGUUACGUGUUGGAACCGAGAUAGAUUUGCGUUCGUUGUUAUUUGUAAAGAUAGUGAGCGCGAUAGCGGACGUUAUCGAUUUGGAUUUGAUACGUAUGUAGUUAUAUAAGUCGACGCAUAAAAUAAAAAUUUUCAUUUAAAACACAGUCAUGAAGGAUGAAGGUACUAUAUUAGACGAGUUGGUCAAAGCUAAAGAAAAUAUUAAACGUAAAUUCAUCACACUAAAAACUGGUGAAGCUAAUGUUCAAAAA
Molecule: messenger RNA, 5449 nt
Organism: Aphis gossypii (cotton aphid)
Lineage: Eukaryota; Metazoa; Arthropoda; Insecta; Hemiptera; Aphididae
Exons: 3
Coding region: 184-1155 (323 amino acids)
Source: RefSeq, a predicted model, not a curated record